AGCGCGGGGCCGGCAGCGGCGGAGCACGGAUCCCGGCGGGGAAGCUUCGGCAGCCGCGGAAGAACCAGAAGCUGGGGAGCAACAUGAGGAGAAUGGAGGAUUGGUCGUAGACCUCGAGGGAAAGCCGCAGUAGCUCCCGACCAGCAGCUGGAUGAUGGCCUCUUUGGCCCCGUUGGCUACAAGCCCUGGCCUCGAAGAACUGACCCUGGAGCCCGCCCACCUGCGUCCAGAGCUCCUGGAUGCCUGUGCUGACCUCAUCAACCAGGAGUGGCCCCGGAGUCGAGCCUCACGCCUGCACUCCCUGGGACAGUCCUCGGAUGCCUUUCCCCUAUGCCUGGCCCUGCUGGGGCCACCUCCUGCCCCUGGAGCCUUGCCCAUGGUCCUGGGCCAUUCCCGCCUCUCCAGAGUCGUUGCCCAUGAUCACAGCCUAUUGGUUGAAACGGUGGUUGUGGCCCGGGCCCUUCGUGGUCAGGGGUUUGGCCGACGCCUCAUGGAGGCCACCGAGGCCUUUGCCAAGGCCCGGGGCUUUCGUCGGCUGCACCUGACCACCCACGACAAGCAGCAUUUCUAUGCCCACCUGGGCUAUGAGCUUGGGGAGCCAGUGCAAGGCAUCACCUUCCGUAGCUCAUUGUCUGCUGCUAUCCUCCAGGCCUUCGCCCAGCCUGCCAACCUCCCAGAACCUAAAGCCCCCAGCCCCUGCAGGGAGACUGUGGGGGCCCCCUCUACUUCUGACUCCCACGCUAGGCCCCAUCUGCCCCCUGCACCACCACCCCCUCCUCCUUUACCUGCUCCCCUUCUCAGCUCUCCAGCACUCUCCCCCAUAGACUCCCCCGAGCAGAGCCUUGUGGAAACCCCAUACAGGGACAUCCGGGGCCGCCCCAUAUUUUGGAUGACAAAGGAGAUCUGAUGGGGAUGACUUAAGGGCCUUUCAGCUGAGGACAGAAGGAAGGCCAGAGUGCAGGGGAGUAUUGUAAAGACUGAUCUGGGGAUCCCUGAGAAGUCUGCCCUGAAAUCUCCAGUGCCUGAAGCCUGCUUUCUUGGGGGUACUGACAACCCAGCUGUCAGUGCUGCUCCCCCCGGUGAAGGCAGAAGAUGGGAUAUCAGCCAGCCCCAGUCCAUUUUUCUUUGGCAUUUCUUUUUUGGGGAAGGAGAAGAACUAGGGGGUGCCAAUCUCAGAGUGCCAAAAACCCACCCAGCAGAGAAAGUGAAGGCUGAGAGGUCACCAGAGGUCUGUAGCACACUUUAAGGUUUACACAACACCUCCCCACAAUGCUCCUGUGAGGGAGGUUCUGCACAUUUGUAUUACUGUCCUCAUUGCUUAAGGGGGAAACUGGGUCCUAGAGUGGCAAAGCUGGGAUUCCAUCCCAGCUUCUCUUUCCCAAUCCCAGCUUUCUGCGAUACCUCAGACACUGUGCCAGUUGUCUUGCAGAUUCUGAACUCAGUGAUUGUGUUGUAUCUGAACUGUGGACAGAAGUCUCUGUAUGCAGUAGUAGGUGCUCAAUAAGUGUUCAUUAUUACAUUGUUCAGCAGCAUGACUGUGUGUGAACAGCAGCAAAUAAAGCAGCCCCAUCAUGGGGACCACAUGGC
Molecule: messenger RNA, 1587 nt
Organism: Antechinus flavipes (yellow-footed antechinus)
Lineage: Eukaryota; Metazoa; Chordata; Mammalia; Dasyuromorphia; Dasyuridae
Gene: NAA80
Product: N-alpha-acetyltransferase 80, NatH catalytic subunit
Exons: 2
Coding region: 152-907 (251 amino acids)
Biological process (GO): protein acetylation
Cellular component (GO): cytoplasm
Molecular function (GO): acetyl-CoA binding; N-acetyltransferase activity
Source: RefSeq, a predicted model, not a curated record